AUGGAUACAAAUGGAGUGGACUACAUCAAAAGUAAAAUGCCGACGAUUGGACUUGGGACUUAUUUAAUGACGUCACCAGACGUGGAAGAAGCGGUUAAAGAAGCAUUGAAAUGUGGCUACAGGAUGAUUGACACAGCACAGGUUUACAGAAACGAGAAAUACAUUGGGGAAGCAUUAAAAGAAUGUGAACGGGAUCUUGGUAUAAAAAGGUUUGAGAAAGCAUUGGUUUUGGUAGCAAAAAAUUUCAGGGAAGAGAUAUUCUUGAUCUCGAAGUUACAUCCUCGAAGUAACGGAGCUGCCGCUUAUGAUUCCGUCAAAGAAUCCCUAAGGGCAUUGGACACUAAUUAUAUCGAUCUGUUCUUGAUUCAUUGGCCAGGGAAAACGAGAUUCAAAGCAUCAGACAAGAGGAAUCAACAAGCUCGUAUCGAUGCAUGGAGAGGAUUAGAAAAAGCAUAUGGUCAGUGUUUAUGACUAUAAUUAAACCGAUUGCUGCAGAGGAAGGACUGGUCAGAGCCAUCGGGGUGUCCAACUUUGAACUUGCCCAUCUGGAGCAUCUUUUCUCAUUCAGCUCUGUUCAUCCAGCUGUGAAUCAAUGCGAAUUUCAUCCCUUGUAUAGACCUAAUGAAGUGAUUGAAUGGUGCCGGAAUAACAAUGUCCACUUCCAGGCCUACUCUUCCCUAGGAACAUCUGAUUCAAAUAUUCUUCUGGACGACAACAAGUUCCAAAGGAUCGCUGCACAAUUGAAUUGUACCAUUCCGCAGUUGCUGCUCGCUUAUGCACUUAGUCAGGGGAUAUCAGUUCUUCCAAAAAGCACCAAUCCAUGCCAUAUACGGGAAAAUUUUGAUGCAAUUAAAAUUAAAUUAAAUCCGGAUCAAAUCAGAACUAUGGAGAUCGAACAAGAUCACAAACUUUGUUGGGAUCCCAGCAAAGUCUAUUAA
Bursaphelenchus xylophilus (pine wood nematode) is the source of this 938-nucleotide messenger RNA. NCBI's taxonomy places the organism in Eukaryota, Metazoa, Nematoda, Chromadorea, Rhabditida, Aphelenchoididae. The record is from the annotation of a GenBank genome assembly.